CAUCAUCUUAUGUUGCUAGGCUCAGAUGUGUCCCCAAAGUCGAAAGUUGUUCUAUUUGUGUUUGGAGUGAAGAGAUUUCUAUCCCACACAAGCUUACUGAAAAGCCAAUCAUUUUAGAAGACACCGUUAAAAUGAUCUCACAAGGAAAGAGAAGCAUCUUCCUAAAAUGGAUGAUAACACAAAACAGGAAUACCAUGGGAUAUCACAUAAGCAUCCGAAGAAUCCCCAGCUAUUGCACCAGAUCCCUCAACAUAACAGAGAACUGGCUAUAUCUGAAUCUUUCCAUGGCUUAUUACAGAAUCAAAAUCUCUGCCUAUAACGAAGCAGGAGAAUCCCCGGCAGUUACAUAUCUGGUUCCAGAAUUCACUACAGAGUAUUAUUCAGUUGGAAAAAAUGAUUUACCUGACCAGAUCAAUGUCUCAAAUAAUCAAAAUCAUACGGUUGUUUCUUGGAAUCUAAAGUACACUCCAAAGCGCAUUGUGAUUGACUGGGGGACAGGAAUUGAAAACAUGGACUUGGAAAUAAUAUCAGGACGUAUGAAAAAGAAAACACUAGGUCAACUCCAACCAUAUCGGUUAUACAAGGUAAUGUUGCAUGCAUUUCAUGGUUCUUGUGAGGACUUCCUGAAGCAUGAAUGGACAUUUGGCAUGACAUACUUCUAUGCGCUGGAAGGAGUUCCCAGGACAGGUCCAACUAACGUGACAAUUCCAGUUGUCACGAAGCAUUCGGCUCUUGUGAAAUGGACGGAGAUACCUGCACAAGAGCGCUUGGGAUUCCUUCAGUCUUACAGAAUUCACUGCAUAGAAAUCCCCAAAAAUGUCUCUUUGACUGUGGUUGUCAAUUCUUCAACAAAGCAAUACCUCCUGACAGAACUUAAUGCAAAAACUGUUUACACAGUACAUAUCUCAGGAAUCACAAAUGAAGGAGAAUUUGAAAGAAUGCUUGCUGGCCUUUUUCUUGGGACCAUAGUAAUCAACACACUCUUUUUCACCAUACUUUAUGUUUUAGUAUAUAAAAGAUCUAGAGAAAUGUGUUGGCCAGUUGUCCCAAAUCCACGAUACAGCAGUGCUAUACAGAAUAUGGAAAGCACCUUUCCAGUGGCUCUCCUUGGACCUGAUUUACAGCAGUUGCUUUCAUCUCAACCAUGUAACAGAGAGAACAAAAUUUAUGUGGAAGAAAACCAUUCCCUUAUAAGGCAGGGUUCCCCUUCAGUGGACACAGCUACAGGGGAGGUUUUGGCAGAACAACCUGAAGUGGUUGAAAUGGAAAAUCUGGAACCUAAUCUGCCUCCUUUGAACAAAUCGGAUGAAAUGAAUUCCAGGAAAAAAGGACAUGGUGCCCUUCUCACUGACUAUGUUGGAGUGGCCCUUAGUCACAGAGCCAUGCAGAAGUUCUCAGCAAGUCUUCCCUCAAGAGAAAUCUACCAUUUGCCCAGUAAUUUGGAAAGAAUCACACAACCAGCAGCAUAUGCUCCUCAGGGUUUCAUGAAACGUUUAAGAGGUGAUGAGGACAGCAACACUAUCCUCAAGAACCAAGCUGAAGUUGGAUCAGAAUCUUCUUAA
Molecule: messenger RNA, 1562 nt
Organism: Anolis sagrei ordinatus
Lineage: Eukaryota; Metazoa; Chordata; Lepidosauria; Squamata; Anolidae
Biological process (GO): cytokine-mediated signaling pathway
Cellular component (GO): external side of plasma membrane; signaling receptor complex
Molecular function (GO): cytokine binding; cytokine receptor activity
Source: RefSeq, a predicted model, not a curated record